Molecule: messenger RNA, 1647 nt
Organism: Mytilinidion resinicola
Lineage: Eukaryota; Fungi; Ascomycota; Dothideomycetes; Mytilinidiales; Mytilinidiaceae
Product: GPI transamidase component PIG-S
Exons: 2
Coding region: 1-1647 (548 amino acids)
Biological process (GO): attachment of GPI anchor to protein
Cellular component (GO): GPI-anchor transamidase complex
Source: RefSeq, a predicted model, not a curated record
AUGGCCGCCACUGCGAACUUACAGCCAUGGCCUGAGGGCAAGGACGCAAUCUUGACGCGGCGGCUCGUAAUCCUAUCCUUCUGGGCCAUUGUCCUGUGUCUCGGACUGCCAGUAUGGUGGAAGACUACGGCCAUCUACCGCGCGGAUCUCCCUCUUCAGGUUAUGAAUGACUGGGCUGAGGGCAAGACAUGUCGACCCGUAUUCCCUCUGCGCAUUGCCUUUGAAGCACCCGCGCUGCCUCUUCAAGAUGCACAACACCUCCUUCGCACGACGCAGCACGCUCUAGACGACCUCAACGAGUUCUCCGCCCAUCACUUGCGCCUGAUGCCUGCCGGCUCUUCGGUGGCAGCGAACACAUCACACGAUUCACAGAGCAGGGCUGUCCAGGACGGUGUGCUUCACAACGUGCAGGAUGAAGAUGUUGCAAUGCUCAUUAGGCUGGUUCCUGGGGAGUCUGGAUCCACACCGCGUGCUGAGCUUCAGUCCUAUUCACCGACUUUGGAAGUAUACUACACGUCGAAUCAGAUUCCGUCAUCUUCGUCCACUUCCUCACCCCUGGCUACCUUCAUUGCGCACGAAUUGCAGAAGAUAUUUGCGGAGGAACAGGCCUCGCUCGCGUACUUACUAUCAACUAGCUCGACUGCACACAACUCAAAGAUGAAAUCACUAUCCCCGGAAACCGCAUCCGCUCUGGAGAGGCAGUCGACGAGAGCCUUCAAAUAUGCUCCUACAUAUCAUCUAACAUUCUCACUUUUCAGCCCUACGGCAUCGCCGUCCGAGUGGGAAAUAGAAUCUGCGCUCCAAGAAUACAUAUCUCCUUUGCUCCAGUCGCUUUCCUCGAUUAGCAACUUCACCGUCGAUACCCAGGUUCAGCUCUAUGCAACCUUUUCUCCGUCAAUCCACCACCCAGAGUACGAUGCUCCGAGCAAUUCGUGGACUCUGCGCAAGGAAGACUUGAGUGGUUUCAUAAACGCUGCGGAGUGGCCGCUGAGCCCAAGCAUAGGUGCUGGACCAACUGUAAAUUUCGUUCUCUAUGUCCCGGAUCCUAGCCAGUCACCGCUCCUUGUCAAAGAAAAUGGAGGAAACAGCUGGCUCGUGCCGCAAUGGGGCGGAGUCCUGAUUCUUAACCCAGAAGCAUCACAUCAAAACAGCGAAACCACCAGAAUUCUCACGCAAGAGUCUUUACGGCCCGCGAUGCUGACCUUUUCGAAUCAGCUGUUUUCAUUGCUCGGACUACCUCAGACUCCAUCGUCCCUCCCUUUGCGUCUUUCGACUCUCAAGAGAGUUCGCGCAGCAGCCCUACUUUUCUCCGCAUCCUCUACGCUCGGGGCACUAGCACGACUCACGAAAGCUCUACCCUCCAUUUCAAUACCGGACACUGUGGCUAAAUCCGUCGACCAAACUAUCAUCCAUCUCCAUGAUGCGUGCAGCGACCUUCGUGCUGGGAAGUUUCAUGGUGCUUUGGAGCAUGCCAGAAUUGCCGAAGCCGAGGCCGAGAAAGCUUUUUUUGAGCGAUCCAUGGUUGGCCAGGUGUACUUCCCAGAUGAGCACAAAGUCGCUGUAUACUUACCAUUGCUUGGUCCAGUCGCCGUUCCCUUGGUACUGGCGGGAUUGAAAGAACUGAAAAGUUUCCGGUCAAGAAGUUGA